Molecule: messenger RNA, 1521 nt
Organism: Budorcas taxicolor (takin)
Lineage: Eukaryota; Metazoa; Chordata; Mammalia; Artiodactyla; Bovidae
Gene: CD4
Product: CD4 molecule
Exons: 9
Coding region: 1-1368 (455 amino acids)
Biological process (GO): positive regulation of ERK1 and ERK2 cascade; T cell activation; immune response
Cellular component (GO): external side of plasma membrane; membrane raft
Molecular function (GO): protein tyrosine kinase binding; coreceptor activity; MHC class II protein binding
Source: RefSeq, a predicted model, not a curated record
AUGGGCCCGGGGACCUCUCUUAGGCACCUGUUCUUGGUGCUGCAACUGGUGAUGCUCCCGGCUGGCACUCAGGGAAAAGCAGUGGUGCUGGGUAAGGCAGGAGGCCAGGCAGAGCUGCCCUGCCAGGCUUCCCAGAAGAAGAACAUGGUCUUCAGCUGGAAAGAUUCUUCCCAGUCCAAGAUUCUGGGGAGUCAUAACUCCUUCUUGCACAAAGGUAACACUGAACUGAGCCAUCGAGUGGAAUCCAAAAGAAACCUGUGGGACCAAGGAUCCUUUCCUCUGAUCAUCAAGAACCUCCAAGUAACUGACUCGGGGACUUAUACCUGUGAAGUGGAUAGCAAGAAGCUCGAGGUGGAACUGCAGGUGUUCGGACUGACUGCCAGCUCGGACACCCGCGUGCUGCUGGGACAGAGCCUGACCUUGACUUUGGAGAGUCCCUCUGGGAGCAACCCUUCUGUGCAGUGGAAGGGUCCAGGGAAUAAUAGGAAGGGAGAACUCAAGAGCCUGUCACUGGCCCAGGUGGGGCUGCAGGACAGUGGUACCUGGACGUGCACUAUCUCCCAGAGCCAGCAGACACUGGACAUCAAAAUACCCAUCGUGGUGCUGGCCUUCCAGAAGGCCCCCGAAACAGUCUAUGUGAAGGAGGGGGAGCAGGCGGAGUUUUCCUUCCCACUCACCUUCGAGGAUGAAAAUCUGAGUGGGGAGCUGACUUGGCAGCAGGCGAACAAGGAUUCUUCUUCCCAAUCCUGGGUCACCUUCACCCUGAGGAACAGAGAGGUGAAGGUGAACAAGACUCACAAGGAUCUCAAGCUCCUUGUGGGGGAGAGGCUACCGCUGCGUCUCACUCUGCUGCGGACUUUGCCUCAGUACGCGGGUUCUGGAACCCUGACCCUGGAUCUCACCAAGGGGAAGUUGCAUCAGAAAGUGAACCUCGUGGUGAUGAGAGUGACUAAGUCCCCAAAUAGUCUGACCUGUGAGGUGCUGGGGCCCAGCCCCCCAAGGCUGACCCUGAACUUGAAGCUGGGGAACCAGAGUAUGAAGAGCUCAAAUCAGCCAAAGUUGGUGACAGAGCCGGAACCCAAGGCUGGGAUGUGGCAGUGUCUGCUGAGUGACCAGGGCAAAGUCCUGCUGGAAUCCAAGAUCGAGGUCUUGCCGUCAGAGUUCAUCCAGGCCUGGCCGAAGCUCCUGCCCAUGGUGUUGGGGGGAAUCGCAGGCCUAGCGCUUUUCACUGGCUCCUGCAUCUUCUGUGUUAAAUGCUGGCACCGCAGGCGCCAGGCAGAACGGAUGUCUCAAAUCAAGAGGCUCCUCAGUGAGAAGAAGACCUGCCAGUGCCCCCACCGGCUCCAGAAGACCUACAGUCUCACCUGAGGCAAUGACCAGGAGGAGUUUCUCACCUGCAACCUCCCCACCAGGCUCUGCCACCCCCCAACCCUACCUCCGCUGCAUCUCCUAUUGGGCCCCUGGGCCUGGGGACCAGAUGAAUGUAGCUGGGGCCUGUGGCCACCUCCCGCCCUUCUGGUC